AACCUACCCUUGAAGUACUCGCACCCCUGCCGCUUCCAAAGUUCCCACACUGUUUGAGGAGGUCCAAUCACACUUAUCACAGGCGCGGCGCUCAAUGUUCUGAGUGUGGAUAUCGGGGUCGUUAGGAUCCACAGUGUUCUUUGUUGUUAAUCAUGUCAUCAUAUGUCCCUUUCAAGGAGAUUGAUCUAACCUCCUUAAACUUGCCAUCACUUAUUAGGGCAACUAUAGGUAGUACAUGAGAUCACCUGAGUGUCCUGCAGCGUAAUCCAUCACACCGUCACGUCCCUUGUCUCAUGCACUGACUUGCCUCCUUCACUUCUGCCCCAUCCUUUCUCUAUUGACUCGCGUGUAUUUAUUUCCUCCAGCUCCACCAGACUUGUCACCCUCCAUCACUUAGCGAGAAGUCUCUAUAUAGUAUGCACCGAUUAUAUUUCAGGCUUACAUCAGCAAUGGCAGAGCAGGAAGAAGAAGUGGAUUACAUGUCUUCUGAGUUCCUGACCCAGUGUGUAGGCAAGGAUGAUGUUCGACCUGGGCUGCUGUUCUCACACUCAUCAAAGCACAAAGCUCAGAUGGAAAAGAGAAAAAGGCAGAAGGACACAGCCCACCAACAAAGAUUUAAAUCAAUCAAGAAAGUCCAAGAGGAGAGGCUGGAGGAAGGACUGAGCACUGCCAUUAGCCAUGACAACAAAGGCUUUUCUAUGUUGCAGAAGAUGGGUUACAAGCCUGGCACCAGCCUGGGGAAACAAAGUCAAGGUAGGCUGGAGCCAGUGGCAGUGGAGGUGAAGAGUGAUCGUAUGGGGCUGGGCUGGCAGCAAAUGAUCACUGACCAUCGCAAGAAACUUCAAGAACGAAAACGUCUCAAGAAACAAAGACAAGAAGUAGAAACUGAUCCAGAAAAAUUUAGGCAAAGGUUGUGUAAUCAGAGGCAAGAAAAGUUUUUGCUACAGGACUUAAUGAAAAGCCAAAGAGUCUGCCACCAGUUGGACUCAAAAAAGGAUCUCACUGAACCAGCAGAGUCUUGGUUUUGGCCAUCGUACAUCCUAAAGGGCACAGAGGAAGAUGCAGAGGAGGAUGACGAGGAAGAGAAGGAUGAGGAAGAUAUUGAAUUUGAGCCUGAAGUAAAGCUGAACAUUCUGACAUCAUAUCUGCGAUCUACUUAUUUUUACUGCAUCUGGUGUGGCACUGUGUAUGAGGAUGAGAGGGAUCUCAAACAAGACUGUCCAGGGCCAACCAGGGCAGACCAUGAUGACUGAUGUCUAAUUUAUUCUACAUUUUGUAAGGCUGAUUCAUCACUAACAAGAAACAACACGAGUAUGAACUCACAUACUAUUAUUUCACAGCACACUUGUUUACAGUGAAGAAAUACUUCUUCCCUGAUGUGACAGGAGGGUACCAAUGAUGUAAUGGGUUCAUAAAUCUCUGGCUUACUA
Messenger RNA from Portunus trituberculatus (swimming crab), 1430 nucleotides. RefSeq names its product G patch domain-containing protein 11-like. Gene Ontology annotation, molecular function: nucleic acid binding. NCBI's taxonomy places the organism in Eukaryota, Metazoa, Arthropoda, Malacostraca, Decapoda, Portunidae. The transcript has 7 exons. The record is from RefSeq and is a predicted model, not a curated record. Gene Ontology annotation, cellular component: kinetochore. The coding region runs from base 417 to 1253 and encodes 278 amino acids.